UGUUCGCACUUGUCGCCGUGGUUCAAAUCGCAACGUUAGCCGUAUCGUAAGCAAAUAUCGGAACUUUACGAAAUAAUAGCAAAUCGUUAAUCGAAUACGCGCAAAAAUGUCACAAAAUUUGAUAACCGCGUCCGCCCCCGUUGAGAUGAGGAUGCAGAUGAGAAUGCGUCGGGGAGAUGGCAGUGGACAAUGGCUGAUGAGAGCCAUGUUGAUGGCCUUGUGGGUUUUUGCUGGCUCGGAUUUGCUGCCAAUGGCUGCAGCCGGCUCGUGCCGCGAGGCACAGCUCUGUUGUAAUGGACGCGACUCGUCCUGCGUGGUGCAGAAGGCGCCCGUCAACGCCAUCAUCGAGGAUCUGAGCGAUAAGCCGUGCUACUGCGAUCACGCUUGCCUCAAGCUCGGCGACUGCUGUGAUGACUUCAAGGAUCACUGUGGAGUGCUGGACUGCCAGGUGGGCGAAUGGGGCGCGUGGAGCGAGUGCGACAAGAGUUGUGGCACGGGAAUGAUGACGCGCACACGCCAAAUUCUGCAAGCGGCCCAAAACGGUGGCAAGCACUGCCCCUCGAUGUUGCAGAAGCGCGGCUGCCAGGGAUAUCGCUGUCACGGCCAUCGCGAUAAGAAGAUUCUGCGAGAAAUGGCUCUACUGCUGCCCGCCGCCCUCUCCCGCCAUCGCCGUGUCAACGAUAGCGAUAGCAAAGGCGACAGUCGACAUAAUCUGCGCACGCGCUACCGAGACUCCUUCAAGCACAUUCGAGAUCAUGAAUACUGCGUCGAAUUCGAGGUAAUCAAGGCAUCCAGCUGCCACAAGCUGCCACCCUACAAUCUCAUGCAAGAAGGCGAUCGCAUAACUGUGCGCUGUGACCUUGAGGCGCUCGUGCAGGACAAGGAGGCGAGCGCAAGUGCAACAGGCAGCAACAAGUUGCAGGGUGGCCGAGCAACGACUGCUCCAACAACCACAACAACAACAACAACAACGCGCAAGUAUUUGACUGCAGAGGAGGGAGGAGGAGGUGACGAGAGCAGCAACAAUGAUGAUGAGGAGAACGAACAAGAGCCAGAACAGGAGCCCGAGCACGAGGAGGAGGAGGAGGAGGAGGAAACCAAUGAGGAUGAUGCACAAAACAUGCUCGAGCCCGAAACCGAUGCGGAAGCGGAAACGGAAACGGGCAGCAACGAAAACAACUACGAAUACAAGCGCCAACGGCAAUCGCAAUCGCAGUCGCAUCGUCAACGGUCAGCGACGUCGAAGCGCAGCACCAACAAAUCAGCGCCAUUAUCGCCGCUGGCAUUGCAACAGCAGCAACAGCAGCAGCAGCAACAGUUGCUGCUCAGCCAUCAUUGCCGGGGCGAGGGGCUGUCGGGUCGCACGACGCGCUGGAGUGCGCUGCCGGCGCCGUCGUGUCGUGGCAAGUGGCUACGCCUGACCAUCGGGCCGCCAAAGAAGUGCAACCACGCCCAGUUCAUAUUCGUCUAAGCCACACUAAGCAACUAAGCGACAACAACACCAACAACAACAGUUGCAACUCUUCCUGUUGUCA
Molecule: messenger RNA, 1535 nt
Organism: Drosophila grimshawi
Lineage: Eukaryota; Metazoa; Arthropoda; Insecta; Diptera; Drosophilidae
Gene: vex
Source: RefSeq, a predicted model, not a curated record